Messenger RNA from Cariama cristata (Red-legged seriema), 1089 nucleotides. RefSeq names its product deoxyribonuclease II beta (gene DNASE2B). The coding region runs from base 1 to 1089 and encodes 362 amino acids. NCBI's taxonomy places the organism in Eukaryota, Metazoa, Chordata, Aves, Cariamiformes, Cariamidae. The transcript is spliced from 6 exons. Gene Ontology annotation, biological process: apoptotic DNA fragmentation. Gene Ontology annotation, molecular function: deoxyribonuclease II activity. The record is from RefSeq and is a predicted model, not a curated record.
AUGCCCGCGGGAUCUGCAUGGUGUCAGCCUGCUUUGCUAUUGCUUCUCUCCUCCGCGCCACUGUGGGCAGCCGAGCUUUCCUGCAGGAAUGAAGAUGGGGAGACGGUCGAUUGGUUUAUUCUUUACAAGUUGCCAAAACAUGCCAAAGGAGAGAUUCCUACACUGGGGCUGGAAUACAUGUACAUGGAUGCCCUGGCUCCGCAGUGGCAGCUCGGUAAAUACCUCAUCAACAUGACACAGGGUGCUCUGGGACAAACGCUGAAGCAGCUGUAUGAGACGUACGAAUCCGAGAGGAACAGCAUUGCAUAUGCAAUAUACAAUGACGAGGUCCCUGAAUCAGACUCUGAUGGGUGGAAAAGAGGACAUACCAAAGGAUUUCUGCUCUUGGACAAAUCACAAGGCUUCUGGGUGAUUCACAGUGUGCCUCUGUUCCCUCCCAUCCCUGAGGAUGGUUAUGGGUAUCCAGCUACUGGGGAGUCCUAUGGACAGACGGCCAUCUGUAUAACCUUCAAAUAUGACCAGUUCACAGAAAUAGACCAACAGAUGCUGAGUUAUAAUCCAGGAAUCUACAGCUGUUCCAUCCCUAACAUCUUCCAAGCCGAUCUCCUAAAUCUGCAGAAGCUCUGUGCAGGGUCCAGGCUGCCCUCGGUCCCCUUGCGCCACCUCUCCAAGCUCCAGUCAGCUCACGGGGAAACCUUUCUCCACUUUGCAAAGUCACACUUGUUCAUAGAUGAUAUCUAUGUGGCCUGGAUGGCUCAGGAACUGAAGACUGAUUUGUUGGCUGAAUCCUGGCAGCAUUCUGGCCAAAAACUUCCCUCAAAUUGCUCUCUCGACUACUACGUCUACAACAUAAACCUAAUAGGAAUGCCAUCAAAUUCCACCUUUUAUUCCAUUAACGAUCAUUCCAAAUGGGCUGUUUCAAGGCAAUACAAAGAUCAGUGGACCUGCAUUGGAGACUUAAACCGUGCUGCUGAGCAAGCUUGGCGAAGUGGUGGGUUCAUCUGCACACAGAAUGAAAACAUCUACAAAGCCUUCAGGAAUUUGAUAAUCCACUACGAAAGUUGCACUGAUGCUUCCACAUUGAUAUAA